AUGGAAGCUGUCUCCAACAACGAUCCAUGGUUCACCAUCAACAUUGAUGCAACUGGUAGAAAAGGUCUAAGUGCUUUACAAAAGUGUACUGCAGCUCUUCGUAUGCUAGCAUACGGGAUGACUGCUGAUCAAGUUGAUGAGUACCUCCGAAUUAGCGAAAGCACAGCACGAAAAGCACUCACUCAUUUCACAAAGGGAAUAAUCAACCAAUUUGGGCAACAUUAUUUGAGAAAACCAACACCACAAGAUUUGACGAGAUUAUUAGCCUUUAGUGAAGAACGAGGAUUCCCUGGCAUGAUUGGUAGUGUUGAUUGCAUGCAUUGGGAGUGGAAGAAUGCCCAGCAGCAUGGAAAGGGUUCAUAUAAUGAUCUCAACGUGCUAUAUCGAUUACCUCUUUUAAUUGAUUUGUUUGAAGGAAGGGCACCACCUGUCAAUUUCACAGUGAAUGGAAAUCAAUACGGCAUGGCUUACUAUCUCACUGAUGACAUUUAUCCUAAAUGGGCUACUUUUAUUCAGUCUAUUACUGAACGGCAAACAGCAAAAGCAAGGUUAUUUGCCUAA
This is a messenger RNA of Amaranthus tricolor (Joseph's coat), 561 nucleotides long. RefSeq lists its product as uncharacterized. The coding region runs from base 1 to 561 and encodes 186 amino acids. Lineage: Eukaryota; Viridiplantae; Streptophyta; Magnoliopsida; Caryophyllales; Amaranthaceae. The record is from RefSeq and is a predicted model, not a curated record. The transcript is spliced from 2 exons.